Pygocentrus nattereri (red-bellied piranha) is the source of this 6314-nucleotide messenger RNA. RefSeq names its product malignant fibrous histiocytoma amplified sequence 1 (gene mfhas1). Bases 357 to 3338 code for a protein of 993 amino acids. The record is from RefSeq and is a predicted model, not a curated record. Lineage: Eukaryota; Metazoa; Chordata; Actinopteri; Characiformes; Serrasalmidae. Gene Ontology annotation, molecular function: protein binding. The transcript has 3 exons.
CAGCCUGCUGCUUUUGUUUUACUCCUUUAAGCAGCUCCUUUGGCUGCUGGCGGACAGAAAGAGGCAGAAGGAGCGUCCGCGGCGCGGUCAGCCUCUGCCACACCCGUGAUGAGCCCAGGCUGCGCUCGAUGGCGCGGGGAGAGAGGAUGUGUCCCGAACACAGCUGCACGGAUGCGCUCGGCUUGUUUUUGUCUCAAGGUGGAGCUUACCUUCGUGCUAUGCUGCUGAACGCUGCCCUCACACGGACCCUAAUACCGAGCUCGGCUGUCCGCGAAGGAAGCAGAAGGGCCACCAGCAUGCUGCCCGUUCAAUGAGAACGACGCCAGGAGAAGAGGGGACGUGGCCGCAGCAGCACGAUGGCUGAGAAUGAGACUAAUCUAAAGACAGCCAGAUUAUGGAGGGACGCUGCUUUGCGCUCCAGAAAGCUGAGGAGCAGUUUGCGCCAUCUGACCCUCAGCACGAAAAACAGCCAGACCAUUACUCUGCCCGAAGACAUCAAGGAGAUCGAAGUGCUCAAUCUGGGUAAUAACUCUCUCCAGGAGCUUCCAGAAGGACUGGGUUCUACCCUCACCAGGCUUCGCAUCCUGAUACUGCGCAGGAAUAAGUUUGCAGCUGUGCCUUCUGCAGUGUUCCAGCUCAGUCAGCUGGUCGAGCUGGACAUCAGUCACAACUGCCUGGGCCACUUCUCGGAGGACAUUGAUCUUCUGAAGGGGCUUAAAAAGCUCUGCAUCAGCCACAACAAGAUCCAGUACCUCCCCUCUCAGAUUGGGACCCUGCAGUGCUUGGAGGAGCUGGACAUCAGCUUCAAUGAGCUCCAUGAUUUCCCCAGGUCCUUCGCACAGCUCAGGAGGCUCCGGACGCUCGAUGUGGAUCACAACAAGCUGCAGCGUUUCCCACCAGAGAUCCUUGCUCUCAGUGACUUGGAGGAGCUGGACUGUUCCGGCAAUAAACUGGAGGGCCUCCCAGGUAAUAUAAUGAUGCUCCAAUCCAUCAAAAUAUUGUGGCUGAGCAGCACACACCUCUCUUCGUUACCUGAGACCUUCUGUGAUCUGCAGAAUCUGGAGAGCUUGAUGCUCGAUAACAAUCUCCUCACAGCCCUGCCACAGUCCUUUGGGAAAAUGCAGAAGCUGAAAAUGCUUAAUCUCUCGUCCAACUCCUUUGAAGAUUUUCCUCAGGUUAUCCUCAAGAUCACUAGUCUGGAGGAGUUGUAUUUGAGUAGAAACAGGCUGUCUUUUCUUCCAGAGGAAGUGGGCCAGCUGUCUAACCUUGCCAAUUUGUGGCUGGACAAUAAUAGAAUAACAUUUCUCCCGGACUCUAUCGUGGAGCUGGAGAAACUGGAGGAGCUGGUUUUACAGGGUAACCAAAUUGCCAUCCUUCCAGACAAUUUUGGAAAACUUGCCAAAGUCAACAUUUGGAAAGUUAAGGACAAUCCUCUUAUACAGCCUCCAUAUGAGGUGUGCAUGAAGGGGAUCCCUUAUAUAGCUGCCUAUCAGAAGGAGCUUGCACACUCCCAGCCUGCUGUGAAACCAAGACUAAAGCUUGUUUUGAUGGGGCAGAGAAACGCAGGAAAAACUAGGCUCAGGCAAUGCAUUGUAAGCAAACCGCUGGAUGCUAAGACGAUACCUGGAGCGAGGGGGAUAGAUGUGACUAACUGGGUAGCAGAUGCUAACCGCAGUCUUACAUUUAUAGUAUAUGAUUUAUCAGGGAAGCAAAACUAUGAUCUCAUCAAACCGUUUUUCCUCUCACCCGGAGCGCUGUACAUCUUGGUGGUGAAUUUAAAGUCAUACACCUGUAAGAGCUUCUACUCCAGUGUAGGAUAUUUCCUCCACCUGCUCAGUGCAAAGGUGCCCCAUGCAGUGGUGUGCAUUGUGGGCACCCACACUGAUCUCUGUGACGAUAGCGAGCUGGAGGAGAAGUGCUUGGACAUCCACAUGCAAAUCUCCCUCCAGGAGAAGAGGGACAUUGACUGCCUGCAGAUGCUUGCUGUACAGGUGGACCAGGCCCUGGAGCAGGGCUAUGAUGUUAGGGCGUCUAGCCCUCAUGUACUCUUUUAUGGAGUCUCAGACAAGAACCUAAGACGCAAGAAAUCCCAGCUGCAGUACAUGCUCAACAAUCGGCUGCAGAUUUUGUCGCCGGUAUUUUGCGUCAGCUGCAUGGAGGCACAGAAGAAUAUUCAGCGCUUGAAGGAAAAGCUCAUGUCGGUUGCUGAUCAUCGUGAGAUCUUUCCUAACCUUCACCGGGUGCUGCCAAAGUCGUGGCAGAUGCUGGAAGAGCUCCACUUCAAGCCGAAGGACCUGUGGCUUUCAUGGUGGGACUCAGCCCGGCUGGGCCUUCAAGCAGGACUGACGGAGGACCGGCUGCAAAGCGCCCUCUCGUACCUACACGAGAGCGGCAAACUGCUGUACUUUGAAGACAGCAUCACGCUGAAAGAAUAUGUCUUCCAUAAUCUGCCACGGUUCAUCGCCAUCUUGAAUGUUUUCUUUCAGAAGGACCUUGCAGCAAUGCUGGAAAAGCUCCAUUCUGAAGGGGAGGGUGGUGAUAAUGCUACUGCCUCCCAAAUGCAGCAACAUGUGGAAGGCUUUCUGCUGCAUGGCCUCCUGCCAUCCAACGUCAUCCGCCUGCUCCUCAAACCUCUCGUGCAGACGCAACAGGACUUGCACCUGAUCAUGGAACUGUUGGAAAAGAUGGGGGUUUGCUACUGCGUCAACAAACCCCGCAGCAAACCGUUAAAUGGAGCCACUGUCUUGUACAAGUUCCCCAGCCUAGUCAGCAGCGAGGAGGCCCAUGCUGAACCCUGGAUGAACGGCGGCUCGUUGAUCCCUGGUCAGUUCUUCUCUGUUGAACAGCUACAGAUUGAGUACAGCUUUCCUUUUCUUAUCCCCCCUGGACUCUUCGCACGGUACAGCGUGCAAAUCAACAAUCAUGUGGUGCAGCGCUCUGAUGGAAGGCAUUACAUCUUUGCCUACCGAGGUAAAGUGCCUGUGAUGGUGAGUUACCGUCCCUCUCGAAACAGACUGCAGCCAGAGAUGCUUGCCAUUUCUAGCCAUGCGUCUUUGCCAAAUAUCUGGACAGCUUGGCAGGCCAUUACCCCUCUGGUGGAGGAGCUGAAUGUCCUUCUGCAGGAAUGGCCUGGUCUGCAUUAUUCUGUUCAUGUCCUGUGUUCCAAGUGCCUGAAGAGAGGGUCACCCAACCCACAUUCCUUCCCAGGUGAGUUGCUUAGCCAGCCUCGGCCUGAGGGACUGACUGAGAUCGUAUGCCCAAAGAAUGGCUCAGAGCGAGUGAACGUGGCACUGGUCUACCCUCCUUCUCCUACGCUGGUCAGCCCCAGCCAUAAAUAACUUCCCCUCCCCAACACAUUCAAAAGACUGAAAAUGCCCCCACACCCUGCCGCACCUCUGAUUCUCCUCUAUAACAAACACACACAGAGCCAUGUCAGUGUGUGUGUCCUGCUUCUACUUCCUCGUGUAUCCUCUGAGUUAUGACAGCUGGACUGGACAUGUGUUCAGCUGGCCAUGUGGGCACAUGAAUGAGGGAAGAAUCAAAAACCCCAGACACUUGUUAAUCAGCUCUGACUGCCAGCUUCCAAUAAACUAACAGUGUUACAGACGGGAACUGAAAUCUCACACCCACGGACAUCUUGAGAAGCCGGGACUUUGCCCCAGUACCACUGGCCCACCUCAGAGUUUCAUCACUUACAUCAGAGCAUGGAUUAUCUUCAGAUCAGCCACAUCUGUUUUGAUCUCAUGGCACUUUCUGGACUGUGAAAAGAAAAGGACGGGGAAGCUUACAGUGUUGUGAGGAAUACCACUUUGUUGCAGGGACUCUGUGCUUCAUAUGAUGUGCAGUUUCUAGAAACAUGCUUAUAAAAACAGUUGUUCUGUGAGGGUUCUGUAGGAUCCAGUUCCACCAACCCUUCCAUCGAAGCACCACACAAAUGUUGGUUCCUCGUCUCAGUAACCGUUCCUGAUUAUUGAUGUGAAUUAUUGAUGGCAGGGCUGCCUGAUGUGGACAAAAUGACAAAUAUUGCAUAGUUAAAGAAUGGCCUGCAUUAUUUUGACCAAAACGAUUUCAGCUCAGUUUGUCAGCUCGUUUAUUAGCGCCCUAAUAGCUGGUGAACAGGACUAAUUAAAGGGGAAGUUUACCAGUUUUUCAAGAUUGUAAACAAAGACCUUCAGAACAGUUAGAUUUGAAAUAUUCCAGUCUAGAGAAACUAACCAAGUCAAAAUUAUUCACAGCGGUCUUGACAGGAACCAGACAUCUGAAGCAUUUUAGUGCUUCCUAAAGGCACAUCGCAGAAAACUGUUGCAUUAAAUGGUUAUGAAUACACUGCCUGGUGCCUGGGACAUUGUUUUACAGCACACUCAAAAAAAUGAUGGUUCUUUCAAGGGUUCUUUAGUAAAGAAAAUGGUUCUAUAGAGAACCAGGAACACUUUUCAUGAUUAAGAGGUUCUUUGCAUCAUGAAAGGGUUCGUCAGAUUGUUGGAGAAUGUAUUGAAUAUGGUCCUACGUAGGACCUUUUUGGAAAUAGUUCUACAUAGCACCAAAAAAAGGUGCUUCUGUAAUUACAAGCUUGACAUCGUAACAAUAGAAGAACGCUUAUUAGUGCAAAAGAGGGUUCUACACAUUCUCCAUCAAUCUGAAGAACCUCUUAGUCAUGCAAAGGGGUCUUUAAGAGUUGAUGGUUCUCAAGGACCCUUGAGGUUUGAGACAUGUCUAAAACAUUCUCUUUGAACCCAUUAAUGACUGAGAAGAACAUACAGGAUGUUAUAAGGCCCAAAUAAUCCCCAAAGAAAAUGUACCACUAUAUUACCAUCAUGAACAUUAGGGACAUUUGUAGGUCCUAAUGGACAGUGAAAUAAAAUGACUGUAUUUGGGAUCUAGACGUCACAUUCCUUGGUUCCUAUCACCACCAUUGUAAAUAAAUUUGGACUUUCUCUACAAUACAGUUUACAUUAGACCACUCUGAGUGACUUUGCUUACACCUCAGUGACUAAAUUAUACACCGUUUUAUAAAAUUAGUGGAAUUCCCCUUAAUACUUUAAGUAGUUGGUGCCCAGAUUGAUUCAGUUUCAGUCGUGUUCAAACCUCAUUGCUGUAGAGGUUUUAUUUUUAAUGGUUCUGUACAGUUGCUCCUGUAGAUCCCUAACAUAUAAGUACUUUAUCUACGGACGUACUUAAGAACUUUUUGUCUUUAAGAUUUAACUGCAGCUGAAGGAUCCAUUUUCAGAUUAGUGUCUGUAGGCCUUGCAUCUGAACCUGUUCAUUUAAAAGAGGCAACAUAUUUCCUGCCCAGUGAGCUUUGCAGUGCUUUUUGGUUCUAAAAGCACAGGGUGUUCCUUUUAAUGAAUCAGUGAGACAGUAAACAUUGGACAACCAGGAACACUGGGAGGAAAAUUGGAGCCGGUUUAACAGGCUCAAAUUAGUCUUAUAACGUCUCCUCAACCUGUUUGUAGAAUCCACGUUACAAGUAUACUCCAAUCUGAUGACACCAGGCAGAAAGUGACAAUGACUGUUUGAUUGUGUAGUGAAAAUGUAUUUUAGGACCUGUUCCAACCUGGUGAGAAUACAGAUACAGAUACUGUAUGAUUGAGUGAACAUGUACAUCAAGCUAUGAACUUGUAAUAUUACAUGGUUGUUAAAUGAGCAAGGUGUCUGCAUCCCUACCUAGUCUCUCAUAAUCACCACCACAGAUAAUCAUUUUUGAGAAAUAACCGAAAACACCACUAUUUAAAUGUGUUUGAAAGAAACCCACCUGUUCUCAUUUGUCCUUCCCUCGGAAAGUUCCCUUCUAAGGUUACUGGAGGGAAAACUGUACUAUAUGAAUCUAAAGAAGCCAAGGGUUUUGGUCUGUGGCGACAGUUGAAAGUAGAAGCAUAUCCGAACCAUUCAUGGGAUUAUACGGCUGUAAUUCAGCACCUCUUGCUGUCUUAAAAGACUGCCCAGAAUACGUUGUGUAUAUAUUGUAAUAGACAAAGUAAAUCAGCAAAUUGUAAAUUUGCCAGGCCGAAGAAGUGAAGCUGUUUAUAAGGUUUAAGCAAAAAUGAUGUGUAUCAUUUCCUUGUUCCUCCUGGGAAGGACAAGUACUGUAAUAUAUAUAUUGUUUAUGAAAACAGUUGAUAAAUUUUUGUACAUAAUAUUUUUAUUUUUGUAAGUUGAUACGUUGUCACCAAACUCCUUUCGCAUUAUUUACUGCACAUUGUGCAUGGCUACUGUGCUCAAUGUUACUACAGAACGUGCUUUCUAAUUUAUGAACAAGUUAAUCAGUCUCAUUAUAUGACCGUGAAAAGCACCAAAUACAAAUGUUGGUUUCCAAA